This is a messenger RNA of Moneuplotes crassus, 1203 nucleotides long. NCBI's taxonomy places the organism in Eukaryota, Ciliophora, Spirotrichea, Euplotida, Euplotidae. The record is from the annotation of a GenBank genome assembly.
AUGUUCAAGAAGAGGAAAUUAAAGAAGAACAAGAAGGAAAAGGCAUCGAAAAGGAUCAAGAUUACUGAAGAGGAAGAGAAAGCAAAUUCUAGCGAAGAAGAGCCACUUAAUCUAACUAACUUUAAGAAAUUGAAACAAGAGGAAAUUAAUAGUAAAAGAUGUAUCGCAGCUUCCACGGCUGAAGAGAAAGUCAAGAAACAGAAAAUUUGGAAUCAAAAGAACGAGGAAAUCAAAAUGAGUGGGUCUACUUUCAAAGCGAACAGGAAUCUUGAAUCUGGAAUCCAAGACACUGAAGAGCUUGACAAUGUUGACUUAGCUCAGCUAGAACUCAACCAAGAUGCUUAUGAAAGGGAACUCAGAAGAAUAGAGAUCAGUAAGCAGAUCAAAGAAGGAACGCUAGAUCCCAAAGUUUACAGAGGGCAGCACGGAUACGCUAAUUACUUUGAUAGAACAGAGGAAGAUCUAAAGAAGAAGCAAUUUAACGGAACUCUUGGCCCAACAAAGAAGGAAAAUUAUGUAAAAGAGAGUGCUAGAAUAGACUAUAAUCCAGAACUUUGUAAAGACUACUUUGAAACAGGACACUGUGCUUUCGGAGAUACUUGCAUCUUCAUCCAUGAUAGAACAGACUAUGCAUCAGGACACCAACUUGAGAAAGAUUGGAAUAAUAAGCAAAGGAAGUUACAUAAGAAGUUAAUGGGCAAGAAAUACGGUGAUCAUGCCAUAUCUGACUCUGAAGAUGAUAAUAUAAGCACUAAGUGAGAGGAUAUUGAUGAUGAAGGUUUGCCUCUCAAAUGAAAAAUAUGUAAUGACUACUUCAAGGAACCUGUAAUCACUGAAUGCCAACAUUAUUUCUGUGAAAGCUGAGCUCUGAAACAUUAUAGAACUGAUAAGACUUGUUUUAUAUGUAAGAAAGGAACUAAUGGAAGCUUCAAUGAAGCUAGUAAAAUUACAAAUAAAUUAAGCAAAAUGUCAUGGCAACAGAUUACUAAUUAUAGAUAUAAGUUUUCAGCGGAUCCUGGUAAUGAGAGUAAUCAUGAGGAUGAGCACAAGCAUGGAGAAUCAACAGCUUGUUGUUCUAAACCAAAGCCAAAACUGACUGAAGAGGAGGAGCAAGAGGAGAUAAUGAAACAAUAUAUUGAAAAGCAAAAGAAAAUUAAAGAGAACAACAUGAAGCCCACAGCCUGAGAUUGGGUUAUUCCAUAA